CAUCAUGAAUAUAAGAUGUUUCGUUAUUGCACGCUUCUUCUUUCGGUGUUAAAUGCCUGAAAACGGUUCUUUCUUAUCAGGUUCUGUCCUUAUCCGUUUCAUUUUGCCUUUUACACCUGUGUUGGUUGAGUAUGAAUUUGACUUCUUUAUUGCAAAUGAGAGCUAGGGAACUUGUUGAACCAUAUGAUGUUGAAGCCUAAUCACCUAAUGCAGCAAAUUUUUUCAAUUCUGUGGCAGAGAUAACAAAAAAAAAAAACAAGGAACCGAGCAGUUUGUAGAAAAUCUAGCAUUGGAGCAUCAGGGAUGUCAUCUGGGGGUUCUUUGAACUCGAAAUUGUCGGAAACUUUUCUGGGUGUGAAGUUAUGGGUUUUGAUUGGCAUCGGUGUAGGCGCAUUCAUAGUUUUGAUUCUCUGCGCCUUGUGUAUCUGGGUCACAUUGCGGAGAAAAUCAAAAAGGACGGACGUGUUUUCCCAUUCCCAGAUACCGAACGUGUCGAAGGAUAUCAGAGUCGACAGAGUGGGCGGCCAGAAUUUCCCUAGUCACCCAGACAGUGUGUCCCUUGCAGUUAAUGACAAAUCGAUCGAGAAGAACUCGGAGAAGAUGCUCGUCCACUUGGCUGCAAGCAAAUCAAGUGAUCCGGAUAACCUGAGUCAGUGCAGCUCUAUUUACAACCCCGAGAGGGGAUUUAGUUCGCAAUCAGGAGAAGACGGAAGCUCUGGGAAUGUUCGAAAAAAUCCAUCAUUGCCUUACGCUGGACUUGUUACUGCCUCUCCUCUAAUUGGCUUACCAGAAAUUUCGCACCUUGGAUGGGGUCACUGGUUUACUCUCAGGGAUCUAGAGCUUGCGACUAAUCGUUUUUCACCACAGAACGUGCUUGGCGAGGGUGGUUAUGGAGUUGUUUAUAAGGGGAGACUAAUUAAUGGAACUGAGGUAGCUGUCAAAAAGCUUCUCAAUAAUUUAGGACAAGCUGAGAAAGAAUUCAGGGUCGAAGUGGAAGCAAUUGGUCAUGUUCGACAUAAAAAUCUUGUACGACUAUUGGGAUAUUGUAUUGAAGGAGUUCACAGGAUGCUUGUUUAUGAGUAUGUGAACAACGGAAACUUGGAACAAUGGCUGCAUGGAGCUAUGCGUGAAUGUGGUGUCCUCACUUGGGAGGCCCGCAUGAAGGUUAUCCUCGGAACUGCAAUGGCGCUUGCGUAUUUGCACGAAGCAAUAGAACCCAAGGUUGUUCACCGGGACAUCAAGUCGAGCAACAUUUUGAUGGAUGAUGAAUUCAAUGCCAAGGUGUCUGACUUUGGAUUGGCUAAGCUGUUGGGAUCAGGAGAAAGUCACAUUACGACCCGAGUGAUGGGAACAUUUGGAUAUGUGGCUCCAGAGUAUGCCAACACAGGAAUGUUGAAUGAGAAGAGCGACGUUUACAGCUUCGGUGUCCUCUUGCUUGAAGCCAUCACUGGAAGGGACCCGGUGGACUAUGGUCGACCCGCUAAUGAGGUAAAUCUCGUCGAGUGGCUGAAGGUGAUGGUAGGAACCAGGAGAGCAGAAGAAGUUGUGGACCCGGCCCUUGAAGUUAAACCAGCAACACGUGCUUUGAAGCGUGCCCUGUUGGUUGCACUCAGAUGUGUUGAUCCUGAAGGAGAUAAGAGACCAAAAAUGACUCAGGUUGUGCGAAUGCUCGAAGCCGACGAGUAUCCAUUUCGCGAGGAUCGAAGAAACAGAAAGAGCCGCACAGCCAGCAUGGAUAUUGAGUUGACAAAAGAAGUUCCUGGCUCAGCUGAUGUGGAGAGCUCAGCUGAUGUGGAGAGCCAAGCUAAUCUGGAGAGCCAUAAGCUCGAGAUAACGCAGGCGUAGAGCUGACAAUAUGGAUUCCUAAUUGCUUAUUGACCCGGUUAGAUGAAAAGCCUUCCGACACAUCGAUACAUAGAGAUUGGAAAACUCUUCUUUGCAAGCCUCGAGCUCCUCCUAUCCGCAAUGGUGGAGGAUGGUUCAUUCUGUUGAUAAAGCUGAGAUGUCUACUUUGGUUUUGUCGCUACUUCCUUCGACACGGUUAUGGAAUGAUUGAAAUAUUUGCGUCUGACUCCCCCGAGAGAGAGCGAGAGAAAGGGAUUGUACAGAUGGCGACCGUAGUAGUGCCUUUUUGUCGAAAUUGUUCUUUCUGGUUUUCGGAUCACAGAUGGUUUUCUUGGGCACUGGUGUAACAUCCAAGUCCGCUCAUUGGCAAGGUAGCAAAAAUACGUGCGUGUUUCCUCUUCCACUUU
Syzygium oleosum is the source of this 2252-nucleotide messenger RNA. RefSeq names its product probable receptor-like protein kinase At2g42960. Bases 304 to 1845 code for a protein of 513 amino acids. Gene Ontology annotation, biological process: protein phosphorylation. Gene Ontology annotation, molecular function: ATP binding; protein kinase activity. Lineage: Eukaryota; Viridiplantae; Streptophyta; Magnoliopsida; Myrtales; Myrtaceae. The transcript has 7 exons. The record is from RefSeq and is a predicted model, not a curated record.